Messenger RNA from Ornithodoros turicata, 753 nucleotides. RefSeq lists its product as uncharacterized. The transcript has 2 exons. The record is from RefSeq and is a predicted model, not a curated record. Lineage: Eukaryota; Metazoa; Arthropoda; Arachnida; Ixodida; Argasidae. Bases 1 to 753 code for a protein of 250 amino acids.
AUGACUACAUCGAGGAGUUCCAUCGUCACCACCACCACCAACACGUUGCUCGCGGGUAGUCGUGAGUCCUGGGCCUACUUCACCAGUGUCGAUUGGGUCCUUGUCAUUAGCGCUGUUGUCGCUUGUGCCUCUGCCGGUGGCUACGGCGGCUACGGCUAUGGCGGCGGUCUUGGCUACGGAGGUGGCUACGGUGCUGGUCUCGGCUAUGGAGCCGGUCUAGGACUGGGCGGUUUCGGCUACGGUGGUGGACUUGGCGGUUUCGGACUCGGCGGCGGCUUCGGCGGUCUCGGCGGUGGAUUCGGCGGCGGUCUUGGCGGCGGCCUCGGCAACGCCGUUGGUCUUGGUCUCGCAGCUGGAGUCGGUGCCGGAGUCGGUGUCGGAGUUGGCGGAACCCUUACCGGCGGUGGCGUUGCCAGCGCUCCUCGUCUCCUCGGUGUUGGACCAGCUGUUGCCCAGCCUGUCGCCACCGUCUCCGUUCUCAGGCAGCCAGUUGUGAAGCAGCACCACGUCACUCGCCAGGUCGUCAACUACGUCAGGGCUCCAGUUACCACUGUGUCCCACAAUGUCAGGCCCGUUGUCCUGAACCACGCUGGUGGAUUCGGCGGAGCUGGAUUCGGCGGUGCUGGCCUCGGCUUCGGCGGUGCUGGCCUCGGUGGAUACGGCGGCUACGGUCUUGCCGGAGGCUACGGUCUCGGAGGCGGAUACGGUGGCAAGGGUGGUUUCGUUGGUGGUUACGGCAAGGGAUGGCACUAA